AUGGACUCCCUGCUGGCCAACGGACGACACUCUGCGAUGGACGUAGGCCUCUUGCUAAGUGGACUGUCGGUCCUCCGCGCUAGAUACAGGAACUGGAUAACACACCAGGAGGCGGAAGACUACGGGCUUACCGACAAUUUCCACUUCUCUCGGCAAUUCCGCGGUGAACCAUUCUUGAAGUGUCUCGCCCGACAUGAGCACUAUCUGUUCAUGCAUCUGGGCGUCCAGCAGGGUAUGAGAAUUUUGGAAGUCGGCUGUGGCACAGGCGCUCGAUGUCGCGAGCUGGCGCAGUUUGCCGAUGUAACGGUGGUCGGUAUCGACACCGACGAGGGUAAUAUACAACAAGCACGUAGAUACGCGACUAUGGCAGGAUUGUCGGCUCGCGUGCAGUUCAUCCAAAUGGGGACGAACGGUGAAUGCGACGCCUUGAGUGAUGAUUCUUUCGACGCGGCGUUCUCGGUAGAAUCCAUUGCGGCUUUCUCGCAAUUCGACGUGGUGUGUGCUCAGAUAAGUCGCGUUCUGAGACCUGGAACGAAAUUUGCAUGUUACACCUGGUGCAUGACCAACGUGUGGGACGCAGAGUCUGCAGAACACUCCAAGGCUCGUCACCGAAUCCAAGACACCAUCCGACCUGGCGGGGACCUUGUUAACGUCCCACCGAUGUCGGUUGCGCAGUCGACAGUUGAAUCCGCGGGAUUUCAAGUAGAACACUUCGAGGACCUCGCAACCAGACCAGACGAUGUCCGCUGGUAUAAUGUCUUGGAGAAAGCGGAUAGAGACCAUUGGCAGCGUCCGCUUUCGGGUGCUUGGUGGAUCACGGGGUCUUCGACGAGUUCGUUGCGCAAUCCUGCUGCGCGUGCAAUUUUACAAGCUGGAAAGGCAAAGUUAUUCAGUCCAAUGGUGCUCAUUGUGGCGCGUCGCUUGUAA
This is a messenger RNA of Fibroporia radiculosa, 927 nucleotides long. RefSeq lists its product as uncharacterized. Gene Ontology annotation, cellular component: endoplasmic reticulum. Gene Ontology annotation, biological process: sterol biosynthetic process. NCBI's taxonomy places the organism in Eukaryota, Fungi, Basidiomycota, Agaricomycetes, Polyporales, Fibroporiaceae. Bases 1 to 927 code for a protein of 308 amino acids. The record is from RefSeq and is a predicted model, not a curated record. Gene Ontology annotation, molecular function: sterol 24-C-methyltransferase activity. The transcript has 7 exons.